Messenger RNA from Adineta ricciae, 1053 nucleotides. Lineage: Eukaryota; Metazoa; Rotifera; Eurotatoria; Adinetida; Adinetidae. The record is from the annotation of a GenBank genome assembly.
AUGUCUCAUCAAUCGGGUAUUACUGCGACUGAUCAACUGCGCGAUAAAUUUGCUGAUAUGAAAGAUGGGCAUACGCGAGUUGUUGUCGUUGUCAUCGAGAAUGAAAAACUUGUCGCAAAAGAAGAACAUAAUGCCGUUCGGUCAUUCAACGAAGAUUUUGACAAAAUGGUCCCACCGUUAGUUCACCACAAACAUCCUGCCUACUUCUUUAUCCGAUUAGACACAAUUAGCGAAUUGAGUGGGCAUAAUUGGUUACUAAUCACUUAUAUUCCAGACGAUGCAACAGUACGCGAACGGAUGUUAUAUGCAUCAACAGUUGCAACAUUAAAACGAGAAUUUGGCUUAACUUACAUUACCCAAGAAUUUCGAGCGUCAUCAAAAAAUGAAAUGACUAGUCAUUCAUUUCAACAGCACGUACGUACUCAAGAUGCACCACCUCCACGAACAAUGCGUGAGGAAGAAAUGCUUGAAAUUCAACAACGCGAAGCUUCUGCAGAUAUUAGUGUUGAUACUCGUCAUCCCACCUUACAAGGUUUAACAUUUCCCUUCGAUGAAAAUGUUAUUGAAGCAAUACAUUUGUUUAAAAAGCACCAAGUUGAUUAUAUUCAACUAGAAAUCGAUGAUGACGCAGAACGCAUUCUGUUAUCUCAUUCCGAAUCUCAUGCGACACCGGAGCAUAUUCGAAAAUGCCUGCCAGACCAACAGGGAAGAUAUCAUGUAUACAGAUUUAAACAUGACUACAACAAUCAACCUAUCGACUCAAUGUUCUUUCUGUAUUCUGUUCCUGGACAUGGUUCAAAAAUCAAACAACGAAUGCUGUACGCUAGUUGCAAAGAAAGUGUCAUAGAAAAUCUUGAAAAGAAGUACGGAAUCAGUUUUGAGAAGAAAUUGGAAAUUUGCGAUCCAGCGGAUUUGACAACGGACUAUCUGAUGCAACAACUCCAUCCUGAAAUUGCUGCAAACGCGGCUAAAUCAUCGUUUGCUAAACCGAAAGCACCAGGUUCGCGCGGCCCUCGUAGAUUGUUGAAAACGACCGAUGAAUCCAAUGAUUAA